ACAUAUUGUAUCGAGUUUGGCAUUUAUUAAUUAAAACUUUAUUUUGUAAAUGAUUUAAUAAAAUCUGGUCUUUUAAAUUAAUUAUCUCAUUUUUAAUUAACUAUUUUAGUGACAAAAUAAUUAUCAAUUAUGACUUAAGAUAAAAGUGAUGUAAUUAUGUUAGUGUGACAAAAUAUAUUCACAACGAAGAGUGAAAAGAACAAAUCUUUAAAAUGUAUUUUUACGAACGGUUUUGCCAGUGGUUAGGGCAUUUAAAAUUAUCCCGUGUUAUAUUACUUGUGUCGGUAAUAUUAUUUGUAGUGCCCUUGUUCACACAUUAUUAUUUAUCUAAGUAUGAUGAGACUGGCACAUUAUCCAGUAAUCCAAUGCGCCACACGCUGGAGGCUUUAGGUGAUAUCUCAACAAUGAAUGCAGCAGAUUUAAAAUUAAGGAUUGAAGAAAUGCUACGAAUAAAGGCUUCAGUCUCUACCGAGUUACGUGAACUGGAAGCAAAACGCGGACGAUUGCAGCGGGAAGCAGCGGCGGCGAGCGCCAAGGCGGACAGUGCCAAGGCGGAGCACGCGAGAGCCGCCGCCGAGCUGCAACGCCUGCGCGUGUCCGCCGACCAGGCGCGCAUCGCACAGCUAGAGGCCAUUCGACGAGACUCGCCGGAACUAGCACCACCACUCCAAAUAUUACCCUCAAGACCUCCACCCAUAUUGCCACCUAUAGCUUCUUCCUCUGAAGUCCACUGCCGCAUGUUUUCUUGCUUCGAUCACUCGCGCUGCUCCCUGACGUCAGGUUUCCCGGUCUACCUCUACGAUCCCGACGUCUUUGUGCCACUCGCUGGCGCUGAGGUGGAUGGCUUCCUCAAAACGACGCUCAAGCAAACCUUAGGCUACAACACCCACAUCACGCGCGAUCCUAAUGAAGCGUGUGUCUACCUGGUCAUUGUGGGCGAGGCUUUUCCAUUUGUAAAGACUCCCGCGCCAACAACAGAUACAUAUAAGCUCCUGUUGAAUGAGACUGCAAUCAAGAGCUUGCCAUACUGGGGUGGGGACGGUCGGAACCAUGUGUUAGUGAAUAUGGCGCGGCGGGAGCUGUCGGUCGGCUCGGGCGACGCUUUCCGAGGAGCCUCGAUAGGCCGAGCCAUGAUCGCACAGUCCACCUUCACUCACGAGCAGUUCCGGCCCGGGUUUGAUAUCGUUAUGCCGCCCGCACUCGGUCCACCCGGGGGCGACGUGUGGGCUGACUGCGCGCCUAUAGCACCUGCGAGGCGGAAGUAUUUACUAAGUUUUCAGGGUUCGCAGCCGCCACCGAAAGGAAUAGACAAGGAUCAUGAUAAAUCUCUGAUCGAAGCUCUGCAGCAAAUGGUAAAGUCUGCGCCAGCGUCUGACUUGUUCCACCUGCAGUUCGAGUGCGACCCGCCGGUCGAGAAACGCGCCGUGUUACCUAUCGGCGACUGGGCGCUCUGCGGGACCGACCGCUCUCGUCGUGCCGUACUGAGGGAUUCCACAUUCGCACUCAUACUGGCACCUGCCGAUAGAAACUAUGUCACGACGGCUCUCCUGCAAGCGAGACUAUACGAAGCGUUACGAUCUGGUGCUAUCCCGGUGAUACUGGGCGGCGACCGCAUCCGGCUGCCGUUCGACGAGGUCCUGGACUGGCGGCGCGCGGCCGUGGCAGUGCCGCGCGCGCGCGUGCCCGAGCUGCACGUGCUGCUGCGCGCGCUGGGCGACGCCGACCUGCUGGCGCUGCGGCGCCACGCGCGCGUGCUGUGGGAGCGCUACCUGAGCUCGGUGCAGGCGGCCGUGGACGCGCUGCUGGCCAGCCUGCGCACGCGCCUGCUCAUCCCCGCGCGCCCCGUGGCGCCCACGCUGGGCGCGCCCGCCUUCAACGACUCGUACUACCCGCCGCGGCUGGAGCCCCCCGCGGUCGAUGCUGAGCCGGAAGAAACACUCGGGCCGCUGGAGGCUCCCUACCCCAGUCCAGCGUAUCGUCGCAAUUUCUCCGUGGCAUUGUUACACGGGUACGAGAUGUGGAACGAUUGGGGGGAGCCCUUCGCGCUUUACCCGCAGCUACCGUGGGAUCCGGCAGUGACGUCCGAGGCUAGGUUCCUGGGGUCGGCGGCAGGGUUCCGGCCGGUGGGUGCGGGGGCGGGGGGCUCCGGCCGGGAGUUCAGUGAGGCGCUGGGCGGGGACCGACCGCGGGAACAGUUCACUGUGGUUAUCCUCACGUAUGAGAGAGAGACCGUACUAGCUGCAGCACUGGCGAGGCUCAGGGGGUUGCCGUAUUUGAAUAAGGUGGUGGUGGUAUGGAACGGGCCGUCGUCCCCCAGCAGCGUGUCGUCGUGGCCGGAGAGCGGCGCCCCGGUGGCCGUGGUGCGGGCGGCGCGCAACUCGCUCAACAACCGCUUCCUGCCGUACCAUCUCAUCGACACCGAGGCCGUACUCUGUGUCGAUGAUGACGCACAUCUAAGGCACGAUGAAAUCGUCUUCGCUUUUAGGGUGUGGCGCGAACAUCGUGAUCGUAUCGUCGGCUUCCCUGGUCGAUACCACGCGUGGGACCUCAACUUUAACAAUGGAUUCUUAUAUAAUUCUAACUACAGCUGUGAGCUGAGUAUGGUACUGACGGGCGCGGCGUUCGUGCACCGCUACUACCUGUGGGCAUACUGGCGCACCCUGCCGGCCGCCAUCAGGGACUACGUGGAUGAAUAUAUGAACUGCGAGGACAUCGCUAUGAACUUCCUAGUCUCACAUAUUACUAGGAAACCCCCAGUCAAGGUGACUUCGAGAUGGACAUUCCGGUGUCCCGGCUGUCCUGUGACACUAUCGGCAGACGAAACACAUUUCCACGAGAGACAUAAAUGUAUACAGUUCUUCUCACAGGUCAUGGGAUACACGCCUCUACUGACAACGCAGUACCGCGCCGACUCCGUACUCUUCAAGACACGGAUACCGCACGACAAACAGAAAUGUUUCAAGUUUAUAUAGUGUCCGGUUGUUUAUAAUCCACGUACUUGUGGACACGUAGCUAAUUAUAGUCAUUAUUUAUUUAAUUCAUUAGACAGUGCUAGCGAAAUGAGUGGUAGCAUAACUGUGUUUAAACUUUUGUAAUACGAUACUGAAAAAAAGGCGCAGAACGUAAUCUAUUCCAAAUUGUUUAAUAAAUUCUCAACCGUGUUACAACACUAUAAAGUUUAAAAUAUAAUAUCGAAUUAAGUUAUAAAGUGAAAUAUUGAAUUAAUUUUCGGUUCUUCGUUCGUUCUCUAGGUUGUUAGUCAUAGUAACAUAAAUAUAGAGGUUGUAACUAAUAAAAAAUAUCAUAGAUAAUUAAUAUAACAAUGGAGACAUACUAAAUUUACUAAAAAUCACGGUUUACUCACGUAAAUUAAUGGAGAAAAGCUGUACUGUUGCUCUACGGCACACACACACACAUUGCUCAUGAUGAAGAGUCCCUCUGUGGCUCGAAACUAGUAGAGCUUUUCUUCAUUAAUAUACGUGAGUAAACCGUGAUUUUUAGUUAAUAUAUCAAAGGAAUACAUAAAUCAGAUAUAUUUGUUCAGUUCUUUUUGAUUUUUUUCUAUUAAAUUGGUAUUUUUUAUAUUAUGUAAUAUAAGAAUAGUAAUCGCUACUAAUGUAGAUCAAAUCAUGCGAGUCUCGUAAUUUUAAAAAGGUUUUUGUAAUGGAAUUGAGUAAUUGUUUAAGAAUAAUUUUGGUGCGUAAUAACAAUAUUCAAAUACUUAGGUACCUAAGUGAUAACGAACUUUGUAAAUAUAAUGAUAAUUAGGUACGUUUAUAUUUAAAUACAUAUUUCUAUCAUACUGUACAUUCGAGUUUACCAAAUAAAAUAAUUUAGUAUAAUUUCUUAAGGUAUGAUAAUGUUUUACAGAAAUUAAGACGACUUUUUUAUGUUUGACUUGAAGUUUCAAUCGAUUUAAAAAAGGCAGGUUCUUAAUCCGAGUGCAUUGUAAAUUGAAUGAAAUUCGCUUUAGUCCCAAUGAAACUGUUAAUCGUCUUAAAAAUCAAAAGGAAAGUUUAAUUAUUGUUAUUGAGCUCCUGUUUAAUCUCUGGUUAAGCUUAUAAUUGAAUAUAAUUUUACACACUUUCUUUGUGAAAACUGUCGGUUAAAUUAACAGUGACUUUAUUUUGCAAUGGUAAAGCAGAGGCCCUUGGCGUAAUGACAAUAAGAAUUAAGUACACACUGUACAUAAUAAUAGUAAAUGCAAAAAGGACGAAUAGGCAGCUGAAGAUAUAUUAAAUAAAGAUUUAAUUUGAAUAAAAUUGGGGGCGUCCUUACCUAUAUGCAGGUUUGCGGAGACCUGGGCCACCAGAGGGAAGGGGUGCCAGGAUUUAAGUGUUAGGGGGUGCCAACGGUCGGGGGGCGCCAAUUGUUAAGUGUUGCCAAGUGUUAUACACGUAACACUUAUGCGAGUGUUACGUGUUUGCGAGUCUGUAUUUGCGAGAGUUGUAGGUAAUACAAGAAGGCUAAAGGGUAUUAUUGCACAUGGGUAAGGGACGCCCUUGAACAAAAUCAUGUUUUAAUAUUAAAUUAAAAUAACUGAAGUAAUUGUGUACUCCACCGCAAUCAAUAAGUUUGGUUGAUUUUUUAUUUACCGCCAUUGUGCGUCACUUCAUACAUAAAUUUUACCAAAUAUUGUGAGUAAUAUGUUUAUGUGUGAACUCAGGAAUUUACGUGUCCGUUUAAAACGUCAUAUUUCAGGAUAUUUUUUUCUGAAUAUCCUCAACCUAAACAAAUAAGGAUGUUUUUAGUCACAAUACGUGUGUGAAAUGCGUAGCGGGAUUUUGACAAAACAAUAAAAUUUUUAAUUAGUCAUUGUUAUUAUUUCCUUUUUUUAAGUGAGAAUUUAUUUUGUAAUUCGAACAAAUAUAAAAAUAUUGAUUGUAAUAUCACCUGUGUGUUGUCAUUUACUUAAUUUAAUUUUUUAUUAAGAAUUUUUACGAAAUACAUUAUUUUAGAUGUUUAUUCAAGACUGACGCACAUUUUAAUUCAAUUAUUGGAUAAGUUGAAAUCAUGUUUAUAUCGUUUUUUUACUUUUGUAACCAGUGUUACUUAUCUAUUUUUUUAAGUAUAAUGUAAGUAAUUAAAACUUUGUAAUUUAAACAUGUAAAGUUAUUUUCAAAAACGAAAGAAUUUAGUCAAAUACAGAAGUCAACCACUACCUAUCUAA
Messenger RNA from Spodoptera frugiperda (fall armyworm), 5170 nucleotides. RefSeq names its product exostosin-3 (gene botv). Gene Ontology annotation, molecular function: glycosyltransferase activity. The transcript has 10 exons. The coding region runs from base 213 to 2972 and encodes 919 amino acids. NCBI's taxonomy places the organism in Eukaryota, Metazoa, Arthropoda, Insecta, Lepidoptera, Noctuidae. The record is from RefSeq and is a predicted model, not a curated record. Gene Ontology annotation, cellular component: membrane.